Planococcus citri (citrus mealybug) is the source of this 5950-nucleotide messenger RNA. RefSeq lists its product as uncharacterized. Bases 1479 to 2246 code for a protein of 255 amino acids. NCBI's taxonomy places the organism in Eukaryota, Metazoa, Arthropoda, Insecta, Hemiptera, Pseudococcidae. The record is from RefSeq and is a predicted model, not a curated record. The transcript is spliced from 5 exons.
AAUGAGAGGUAGGGACAGGGAGUUGUGUACGCCACUCGCCAAGUGACGUAAACGCUAGUCUAGUUGGUAACACGAGUACCUAGAUACUCGCCAUACGCCAUACCAUUACUUACUCGAUGUACUUGGCGAACAGUACGUACUCGUACUCGUAGAAUGUAAUAGGUACAUCGCGUAAUAUUCAGUGUUAUACGCUAGUACUCGCGCGGUGUGUUAUCGUGUAAUUUUGAGCAGCGUCGCGCCGCGUCGCCGCUUCGUCAAAUACGAGUACUCGUACUCGUACUCGUACAUGUACCUCGACUUACGCGUGUACAUAGCUCUAUCGCCCUGUGGCUCAAUGUGCUGGUGAAAAUUCGAGUGAAAAGUAAUGCGAGUUUGCUCAUCGCUUCGUCGCGCCGCGAUCUUUCACGUGCAGUGUCAAUUUUCAAGUAGGUAGUGUACCUAUCGUACCUCUACCUCUACCUCUACCUCUACCUCUACCUAUACUACGAGUGCUCAGUGCUAUAGCCAAUACCCAUCCACCUACCUAUUGGGCUGCUUGGGCUGCUUGGGCCGCUUGAUCGAGUGUUACGAUACCUACGAGUAUUUCUGGCGCGUUAAACGUACAGAAAUCAACGUAAACCUGGCUACCUUCGCCAAGAACGCCGCCGCCUUACACAUUAGAAUCGUGCCUUGGUGCGCGGCGCGAAAGAUCGACUUGGUAGGUAACCUGGCUCAUGGGCUGCGACUGCGGCUGCAGAUAUACGUGUAGAUAAUUCGGGUGUACAGUUCACAUAUACUCGUACAAAUAUUUCAAGUGCCGAUGUACUCGCAAAGUUAAACAAACGUUUAUUAGCCAUUCGGUGUGAUAAGUGAUAACUAUACCUACUCGGUACUCGGUACUCGUACGUAAUACGUUUGUGUGUUUGGUGUUUGGUGAAUUGGUGUAGCCUACAUAUAGUGUAUAGUGUACGGUGUGUGGUGUAGGUGUACUUAAUGGUGCGUCUGUGAAGUGUUUAUGGUUUUCCAACGGAUAUGUUGUUCAACCGCCACAGAUGUACGCUGGUACCAUAUACUCGUACGACGUACGUGUAGAACUAUGUAACGGCGAUUAGUUUGACAGACAAUAAUGCUAUCGUCGUGUUCUUCAUCGAUAACGUAGAAAAAAAAAUCAAAAAGAAAGAAAAAACAAACAAAAUAACUACCCAGCACCUCUAAAUACCUAUACCAAUUACUUUUCGACAAGUGCGACACGACGACGUGCCAGUUGGUAUUUUCUGUCAGCGAUACAUAUCUACCUACCUAUUCGAGACUCGAGUACUCGCUAAUGUUAUUUAAACCGCAAUAUGUUCAACUUGAUGCGAGUAUCUAGUUGCGGUUUUCAAGCUGGUAAAAUACGAGGCGACGUGAAAGAAGAUUAUUCCAUUGUACUCGUAUAGCGUACUGUAUAGCAUAGCCGCAUAGCCGCAUAGCCGUUGGAAAAAUUGGCGUUUUCCACCAAAAUGGUAUUAGUAGUUCCAGAACAAUCUCAACGACCGUAUCGGUUCGGUAUGACACUACUAUGUGUCGGAGCGUUAUUUAAUUGGUUGGGUUUAGCUGACACGUACUCGGAUCCAGUUCCAGCCAUCAGAUACAUAGGGGUUGGUUUAAUAGCUGCUGGAGCGAGCCUAAUAUGUAUGGCUAUGUGUUUCUGGAUGAGAAAUAUCCACGAUCCCAAUAGUAAUGGCGAUUACGAUAUUUCCUCGGACCCGAUCCACGUAAUUUCUUCGGACCCGACAUUGGAAAAGCCCCCCGAAUAUGCUUCGGUUGUGGACGUUCCGCCGUGUUACGAAGACGCCAUCAAGUUGGGUACAACGCCCAUCGUAUUUCGACUAAAGCAAGCUUUAACGUCGAACGCGCAUUUAAUAAACCAGAACGCCGAAACUGAUAGAGCGGCGUCGAAAAAUUACGCGGAUCAAAACUAUUCGGUGACCACAUCGCUGCCGGUGCCAGACAAUCAAGAUUCCUGCGCACAGGCCGCCGCCACCGCCGCCGCCGCCGACGCUAGACAAAUGGAAAAAAUAGCGUUACCAGGCGCGUCGUCUCAAAGUCAAAACUCUAGUCAAAAUGAAAACACUCUAGCCAAAGUAUUUAGAAAAAGUAUAAGGGGCAUACGCCGAUUCAGAAGUGGCAGCGAAGAUAGUGAUAAUUCGUUCGGUCAAGCGUCCAAUUUGGAGAACGGAUCCGCGCAAGAAACCAAUUAUGUCGAGUCUACCAAAGUUGAUAGAUAAAUAGAAAUAAUUACCCACCAAGUUGCUGCGAUUUUGUUCGUGUAUCUACUAUCUACUUAGUAUGUACUUAUUCGCGUAUUUUAGUGAGAGCUUUCAUCGUUGCAUUUGCGGUAAACGCGUGUGUUAGCCUGGAGACUCCAUCGUCAUCGCCAUGAAAUGCGUAAAUUAUUGACACGAUUGACACCUUGCAAUAGUUGCAUUUUCAAAUCCCUUCUCCAAAAAGUCGGGUAACGGGUACCUUACCUAUACCUAUGUACGGUACAUAUUGUUAUUGAAAAAAUACGUACGAACUGAUCAUCAAUCAUUCUGUACAUUAUAGGUGUAGAAAUCAACUUUCAAUUUAUCUAAUCGUACAAAUUUUUGUUCAAACAGUCGUUAUAUUCGAGUAGGUACGAUUCAGUCUUGUGAAAAGGCUUUUAAAAAACCUUCCAUAGGUAGUAGAAGAAUUCUGCCUCAGAAAUUCAUCUUAAUUAGGUACCUAUGAAAAUAUAUCGCUUAGAUAGGCUAAUCGACGAUCCUCGAACGAAUAUCUAUCAAUCUGCGUACUUAUAGAUAACGAUAAGUACCUACUUUACUCACUCGAUAAUUUCUUUAUAACAGAAAAAUUUAAUGUAAUUCAUUAUUUAUCGUAUUUUCGAAUACGAGACAAUAAUUCGAUUGUGAAUUUUCUCAAGAAAUAAUUUAUUAUUCGCGGGAAUGUUUUUGUUUUUUGUGUAAAAAAAAAAUCAAACCAAAUCAAGCUAUUUACAGUACAGGUAGGUACUUACAAAUAUGUACAUGAAAAACAAAAAAACAAAGAAAAAUCCAUAACCUAGCAAAUGAAAAAGCAGACAUGUGAACUAUCAAGAAUGAAAUUUCGUCUUCGCGUUUAUAGAAAUUAUUUAUGCUGCUUCGUCGAUGAAUAUAAUGUCAUUGAACACUGACAAUUACAACCAGCAGGACAAAAUUUUUGCACUUCGUACCACUUUUUCAUAUGAAACAAAUGACCACCGUGGCCGCAAUAAAUGCACACAUUUGCCAAACCUAUAUACAAAAAAAAAAAAAAAAAAAAAAAACAACAAAUAGAAUGAACUUCUUAAAAGAAAAAAUCUAACGACUUUACCUUUGACUGAUAAACGGCAAAUUACGCAAUAUAAAGCGGGCAAUUUACACGUAGAACACAUUUUGUCACCGGACGAACUUCGGCAUUUCUUGCAUUCGGCUCGGAGUUCGAUUCCUUUGUGCACGUCAACUUUCGCAGUCUUAACACAUUUCAUGACCAUCGCAUGAACGUUGAGUAAGUUCCACCGGUAUAAAACAUCGGCGUAAGCCUUCUUUACUCUGUCAAAUAGCAGUUCAUCGCUAUCAUCCUUCAACGAGCUGUAAACGAUUUUGUUGUCAUUAAAUAAUCUCAAUAGGUACCCCUAUUACACGCGUAAAACAGCGAGUGUUUCUUUGGGCGAUACAUAAAAGAAUUCGGUACUUGGAAGGUUGUAUAGAUGAAUCAUUAGCGUCUGCAAUUUCACCGUAGUCCACGCAACAUUUUCUAAAAUCCUCUAAUAGUUCGGAGCAAGAAUUAGAACGUAUGUGUUUUUGAAUUGGAAAAGACCACGAGUUCUCCAACGAACUUUCCAUCGGAUGAAUGGUAUGAUAAGGAGACGCGUUGUGCUACAGAUAAAACCAUUCGUUAAAAAAUCGAUCAGUAAUCUACUAGUUCGAUGCUUCGAAUUCGACUAACCGUUUGAAAAACCGUAGGGCAUACGCUUUGAAUCGAUUUUUCGGCGCAGAGAUAUUUAUGAAAAACGCAACAUAUGGUUGCGGCGGUUUGUAUAUCGCUUUGUGAAAUAUAAUAUUCAAUUCUGAAAUUAUAUAGGUAAAAAAAAAAACAACAAUUUUAAUACGGAACCAAAAAUGCGGACUGUUUAAAAUGUUGGCUUACAUCGAUUUCAAUAUAUUUUUCACAAACGGAUGAUGAUUUUUCGAAGGAUCGCAGUUGCCAGAGAUAGUCGACGCUACGAGUAAAGUCAAAUUCCAUAUCUGCUGCAAGUCCUUCCGACCAGUCAUAUUGACCAUAUUCGCGUUAUGUUUGCAUAUGGAAGUCAAUUCAUUGCCACUAAUCCUACGUCCAUCAAAACAAAAUAAUAAUUUUCAAAACGUUCACCUUCGAAUAAUAAUACCUACUCGUAAUUACGAGUAAUAUUACAAGUAAUGAAAUAGGUACUGAACACGAAUACGAACAGGUACUUGUUUGCCAAAUCGUAAUUCAGUAAAAACAAACGCGAAACAUCGUAUACGAUCACAGUUCUUCUGUUCUUAUGAGUAUUCCUCAUUCUUUUAAGCAGUCCUCGUCUAAUCAUGUAUUUCGUUCUAGGUGGCAGGGUACCAUUCUAAAAACAAAAUUGAAAUGAUGAAAAAAAAAUUACUCGAAGAAAGUUACGUUUUGGUCUUUUAACGAAGUACAUAACUGAAAUAACACUUGCGAUUUAGCGAAACAGACCAAAGCGCCUGAAAUAAGGAGAGAGAUACGAAGAUUACUACCUUCCAGAGAAAAAUUUCAAUCGUAACAUGUACUUAUACCGACCAGUAUGGCAAAAUCUGGCACCGCAAGUUCGCGCCGGUAAAAAAAUUCGCUACGUUCGACUGACUUUUUAAAAUAUCUGAAAACACGACGAAAAAAGAUGAUUUGAAACGCAAACCGAAAUUAAUUUACGAGAAAUUCAAAUUCGUACCGCUCGAAUCAAACUUUGAUUUCAACUCGACAGAAGCACCAUCAACGCAAUCAGAGCCAUAGUCAGUAUUUGGUAAGCGACACAGCUUAACAGAUAGAAACGAAAAUACAGUAUGUAAUGUACAAGUGAAAAUUAAUUUGUCAGCCAAAAAGUAGAUUGUCGAAAAAUAUUAACCUCUUGUAAAUAUUUGUCAACCUCCCAAAUGCGUAAUGUUUGAUCUUUAGACCAAGUGAUCAGCUGGUGUUCGAAUUCAUCUACGAAAUUGAACGAAAACACCAUUCUUAUAAAUUAUGUACAAUGGCCAUUCGUACGGAUGAAAUGAUGGUUUCAAAAAUUUUUGCUCACUUUGACGGUAACAUCUCCAUUGAAAAUCCAAUACGAUUUCGGUAUGACCAACAAACGUAUGCAGAGGAACGCUACUAUUGGUUAAAUUCCACAGAAGUAAGGUAUUAUCACUCUUUUUUGAAGGGGGAAUAAUCACGGCCAGCAUUCCACGUCCAAAGGGCUACAUAGCGAGAAAUCAAAAUAAAUAAAUAAAUAAAUAAAUAAACAAACAAAAACUUUCGCGAUAUCGAAGAAAUUCGUUGAAUAUAGAGUUUUCGUUCGUUGAUGAUAAACGAGUAACUUACAGUAUAACUAGCUUUCCACACCGGUGCAUCGGCAUUAAUGAUGCAUUCGGUUUUGCGAGGAUGGUUUAUGUCGAAAAACUUUAUCGUGCCAUCUUGACUGGCGGUGAAUAAUUUAUUUCCGUUUUCCGGGUCCCAGUCGAAAGAAUGAAUCUAACGAUGAGAAAAUUGAAAAUGAAUUAUCCAUAUUCGAAGACAAAAAUUUCAAGUACUGUAAGUGAACGUAAUUGACUAACACUGGUUAAAUGAGCUGAUAUGUAUAGCACAGGCGAAGAAGCUUUUCGUUCAUCCCAAAUUUUAACAUCGCCAUUAUGGGUGGUGGCUAAUAGAUGACGAGAUGUGCCAUUCCAUUUGACAUUAGAGACAGCAG